This is a messenger RNA of Telopea speciosissima, 2749 nucleotides long. RefSeq names its product DNA mismatch repair protein MSH5. NCBI's taxonomy places the organism in Eukaryota, Viridiplantae, Streptophyta, Magnoliopsida, Proteales, Proteaceae. Gene Ontology annotation, molecular function: ATP binding; ATP-dependent DNA damage sensor activity; mismatched DNA binding. Gene Ontology annotation, cellular component: nucleus. The transcript is spliced from 34 exons. The record is from RefSeq and is a predicted model, not a curated record. Gene Ontology annotation, biological process: mismatch repair; chiasma assembly. The coding region runs from base 218 to 2668 and encodes 816 amino acids.
CGUUUCUGAUAAUAUCUUGGUUCUCUGAAGCUCGUGCUGCAACUUUGGUCGUUUUCCCUAGCUGUUCCCUAUUUUUCUCUCCGCGGUCUUGGAAAAACUCCAGUUUAGUGGAGUUUAAACUCUAAAGCUAUCAGAUAUAGAGACAUUUAUUUGAUUCAAUAUUUCCCCCUGUAAUUAUGAGUUAAAGGGUUUGGAUGCUUGCAUAAACUGUAUAGGCAUGCCUUCAGAUCUCCGUCUUCACUCUAUGCAGAUCUUUAUGUGCAUACUUACUCCUGUGUACAUGGCAUGCAUCAUGCAAGGUAAACGAGUUGGGGUUGCAUACUACGAUUCCAAUAUCAGCCACCUUUAUGUCACUGAAAUUUGGGAAGAUGGCAGUGCAGGUUUUCCUCUCGUUGAUCUCAUAAAAUAUCAAGCCAAGCCCCUGAUCAUUUACACAAGUACAAAAACAGAAGAAUCCUUACUCGCUGCUUUACAGAGAAGUGAUGGAGCUGAAGCCCCUCAAGUGAAACUUAUGAAAAGCUCUAUAUUCAGCUAUGAACAAGCAUGGCACAGAUUGAUAUACCUUCGGGUCACAGGGAUGGAUGAUGGGCUAAGCGUCAAAGAGAGAAUUUGCUUUUUGAACUCUAUGAUGGACAUUGGAAGUGAGGUCCAAGUUCGUGCGAGUGGGGCCCUUCUUGCUAUAUUAGAAAAUGAGAGACUUGUAGAGACACUUGAACAAAGGGAACGUGGGAACGCAUCAAUUGCUGUUGAUUGUGUUACAGAAAUUUCAUUAAACAACUUUCUCAAACUGGACUCUGCUGCUUAUGAGACACUGCAAAUUUUCCAAAUAGACAAACAUCCAAGCCAUAUGGGCAUUGGGAGAGCAAAAGAAGGGUUUUCUGUGUUUGGGAUGUUGAACAAGUGCAUCACACCAAUGGGCAGGCGCCUUUUGAGAAACUGGUUUCUGAGGCCUAUACUAGAUCUUGAAAUUCUGAACAAUCGUCUCAACACUAUAUCAUUCUUUGUUUCUUGUGAAGAACUGAUUACCACUUUACGUGAAACACUGAAGUCUGUAAAGGAUAUUGCCCACAUUCUCAAGAAAUUCAACUCCCCAAGUUCUGUAUAUACAGCUGGUGACUGGAUGACUUUCCUGAAGAGCAUUUGUUCACUGUUGCAUGUGAACAAGAUAUUUGAGGUCGGUAUUUCUGAAAGUCUUCAAGAGCAUGCGAAGUAUUUGAACUUGGAUAUUGCUGAGAAGGCUGCUUUAAGCAUUUCACAGGAGCUGGCUUUUGUCUAUGAACUGGUAAUAGGCAUUAUUGAUGUUAACAGGAGUAAGGAAAAGGGGUACGGGACAGUGGUGAAGGAGGGGUUCUGUGACGAGCUGGAUGAGCUAAGAAAAAUAUAUGAUGAAUUACCAGAGUUUCUAGAGGAGGUGUCGUCAUUUGAACUUGAACAACUACCUCAUCUACGUGGAAAUAAACUUGCUCCUUGUAUUGUUUACAUACAUCAAAUUGGAUAUUUGAUGUGCAUUUAUGAAGAAAAACUUGAUGAAGACAUACUAAAGGAACUUCAAGAUUUUGAAUUUGCAUUUUCAGAUGGGGAUGGAGAAACAAAAAAAUUCUUCUAUCGUACUUACAAGACACGGGAAUUGGACAACCUUUUGGGUGAUAUUUAUCAUAAAAUUUUAGACAUGGAGAGAGCAAUUGCUGGGGACUUGGUCACCCGUAUUCUUUUAUUCUCAUCCCAUCUGCUCAAGGCGGUGAACUUUGCAGCGGAACUUGAUUGUCUUUUGUCACUGGCAUUGGUCGCCCAUCAGAACAAUUAUGUCAGGCCCAAUUUGAUUGCAGAAACCUUCCUUGAUAUACGAAAUGGCAGGCAUGUUUUGCAGGAAAUGACAGUAGACACAUUUAUUCCCAAUGAUACAAAGAUUCUUGAUGACGGAAGAGUAAACAUCAUCACUGGUCCUAACUAUUCAGGGAAAAGCAUAUACAUAAAACAGGUGGCUCUAAUUGUCUUCCUUUCCCAUAUUGGAAGUUUUGUACCUGCAGAGGCUGCUACUGUGGGUUUGACGGAUAGGAUAUUCUGUGCAAUGGGAAGCAAGCUUAUGACUGCUGAGCAAUCAACCUUCAUGAUUGAUCUACAUCAAGUAGGAAUGAUGCUUAGGCAGGCAACAUCACAAUCAUUAUGUUUAAUGGAUGAAUUUGGUAAAGGUACUCUUGCAGUAGAUGGCAUUGGUCUCCUUGGUGGAACUAUAAAUCAUUUUGCCUCCUGUGAUGACCCUCCAAAGGUUCUGGUGUGUACACACUUGACUGAGAUAUUUAGUGAGGGUUGCUUACUGAAAUCUGACAGCAUCAAGUUCUACACUAUGAGUGUGCUUAGACCUGAUGAUAGUUGUAAAGAUGAGGAAGACAUCGUGUUCUUAUACCGGCUUGUCCCUGGACAUGCACUUCUGAGUUAUGGGUUGCAUUGUGCUUUACUUGCUGGUGUACCAGAGGAGGUUGUCAGGAGAGCAGCAUUUGUUUUGGAGGCCACUGCAGCAAAUAAGCACAUUCAGCGACUGUGCAAUGAGAAAAUAUCAGCUAGAGAUCAGCAGUACAAGGAUGCAGUGGAUAAGAUGUUGGCAUUCGAUGCUCUCAAGGGUGAUCUCAACCUCUUCUUCCAAGCUAUUUUUCCUUCUUAUCUGUCCUAAAAUCAUCAAAGGUUUCGUCUGCUAAAUACCAUUGGUCAACUGUGCCAAGUUUCCCAACUGUGCAUAGGUUAACAGCAUCAU